This is a messenger RNA of Pocillopora meandrina, 2136 nucleotides long. NCBI's taxonomy places the organism in Eukaryota, Metazoa, Cnidaria, Anthozoa, Scleractinia, Pocilloporidae. The record is from the annotation of a GenBank genome assembly.
AUGGCGAGUGUUUGGAUGGUGUGGUUGGCUCUUGUUGUCGUGCAACUGGGAUUUGGAGCUUAUGGAGUUAUCGUUUCCAAAUUUGCUAAAGAGAACAAAGCAGAUCCUCUAAUCUUCAGCCUGAUUCGCGAUGCGGGAUGUUUUCCUGUGCUUCUCUUGGCAGCUUUUGUCUCCGAGAAGAGGAUUCAAAUUCCUUCUCCUAGGUACGUACAAGGUGAAGGAUAUUAGGUUGAUUUGAAUUUAGUUGCUAACUGUAGAAAUCAGUUUACCUUAAGGUGGUCUUGGUAACUGAAAUUAUCUUCAAAAAGCCUUAACAGCUUUUGUUUUAGUCCGAUCUCCGUUCUAAAUGAAUCCAAAUGGCCCUUAGAUGCCACUGAUCGCACUUUGAUAUUAGAUUCGAUUCACGAGAGAAUAUAUCGCUUACCAGUUCGAGUAGAUUGCGUAGUUGGCUUGAUCUUUAAGCUUUCUCAUUGCCGUUUGUUGUAAAUUUCGAAAAAAACUAUCAUAAUAUCGUCACCUAUUGCUGUAACUUUGAAAUUGUUACUGGUACCAGUAAGCUGAGAUCAAUGGGAUCUUGAUUUAAUAUUCGCUAUAGAAUAAGAAGUCCGUAAAGGUUACAAAUUUACAGUAUUGUCCCAGUUUCAGUUUGCUCAUUUGGCACUUUCCAAUUUCAUGUUUGUUUACAAAAUGCGUGUUCAAACCCAGUUUCCAUUUUGAAACCGCCCACAGCGAUCAAGAAAACAAAUAUUCAUACCUAUUCGCUGUAACACUCUCAAAAGGAAACUGUGUUUCUUGUGGACCAAAGUAAUGAUAAAUUCAUCUCAAAAAUUCGUGGAUUUGAAGAUAAAGAGCUAUUAUUCUUAACAAAAAUACAAAAGCCGAAGAAACUUUUAUUGAAGGAACUGUAGGUGCAUCUCCCCUUCCCCCACAUCCGAUUGUUUUGAAGUAGCCCGCGAGCAAGCUCUGCUGCGGCAAGAAAGCCGAAGAGCGAUGCAAGCGUGCAAGAGAUCUGCGAAGGGCGCGAAUGUUUGAUGGCACAAAAAUGAGUGCCUGCGAGGACGCUUUUGUUUCCCGAUUCCGGCGUCUUUUUUAGUGCCAGGCCCCUUGCAAACUUCUCGCACGCUUCAUUCGCUCUCAGGCUUUAAAUCUCGCGGGCUUUGUCGCUGGUGCCAUAGAGGGGAUGAAAACCCGUCUACAGGAUGUUUCGAAGAGGCUCUGAGUGAGGGCGACUCUUAAGUGAAUUUCUUUCUCUACAGGGAACUUCCCCUUUUCAUCGUUCUAGGUUUAACAGGAAUGUUUGGUAAUCAACUAUUGUACCUUCUUGGUAUUUAUUACACUAACGCGAACAUAGCGUCCAUUUUCCAACCAGCAAUCCCCGUGUGGACAGCAUUACUUGCUAUCAUAGUGCGCAUUGAGCCGUUUCCAGACUUCCGUACUUUGCGCGGCUGGGCCAAGUCUCUGGGAAUUCUCUUAGCUGCUGUCGGAGCCAUAGUUAUGACAGUGGAAAAAAAAACUGGUCAAGCAUCAGACCAUAGUGGAUCAUCCUCGUCUGACAGCGUCAAUUUUGUGGGGUAUAUAUUCCUCCUCGGGAAUACUUUGUCCAUGGCUGUGUAUAUCCUCCUUCAGAAGAAGUUUAUCUUUGACAAAGAGGACUCUUGUUGGAAAACGAAACCUGUGACAGUCACUGCGUGGAGUUAUCUCUUCGGUGCAAUGUUUAUGGCUCUCGCCUCGCUUUAUUACGUCAACAAGCCGGAAAAGUUUACGUAUUUCCCUCAAGAGGAAGUUUACCCAAUUCUGUACGCAAUAUUCAUCGCCUCAGGUCUAUGUUAUCUUUUAAUAUCCUGGUGUAACAUGCAGAUAUCUGCGUCGCUCGUGACAGCCACAUGGCCACUUCAGGUUUUGUUCUGCGCCAUUUUGUCUUACUUUGUGCUGGGCGAGGUGCUGAAAACUUUGGAAUACGUUGGAGGUGUGCUUAUUGUUAUAGGCCUCAUGGCAGUCGUUUGGUCAAAUUUUUCAGAAGAAAAAAUGAAAAGCGAACAGGAAGAAGACUUGAACAAUUCUUAUGGCUACGUUAAAGUAUCACAAUAUGAUAACUUUGUUGCAGAAGGUUCAAGAAAGAGAAAAGAAGUAAAUUAG